AUGCUUGUUCUACUCCUUUUUGCAACAUGGUCAUUUUUAUCAUGCGCUUUUUACAAUUCUGUUAAAUUACGAUGGAAUGAAAAUGAGAUAAUACAACUGAAUGGAAGUAACAAAUUAGCUACAUUCCCAAGUAGCUUAAAUAAAAAUAAAUAUAAAAGACAUUUUUUUAUUAACAAUAGUGUGUUUGAAAAAAAAAAUGGGAAUAAAAUACAGCCACACAUGCCCACAAAAUUUAAUAAAGAAAAAAAUAAUAUAUUUUUAAAUGCAGAAAAUAAUAUUAAUCCAAAAGAGUUGAUUAUUGAAAAAUUUAAAAGUAAUGAUAAUAAUAAUGAUUUUUUUUAUAGUAAAUUUUUUAUAAAUAAUAAAGAAAGAACAUUUAUAAUAGACCUAUGUAGCGAUAACAGUUUUAUAUUUCAAAAAGAUGAGAAGGAAGGAAUUUUUGAUAUGAAAGAAAAUAUUGAUAACACAUUAUCAAAUAAUUAUAUUAAUCCCAAGUUGUUAUACAUGAACUUUCAUUCAAGUGAUGUUCAGGAAAUAAAAGACGAAAUAUAUUUAAACAAUACAAAACUUGAAGCAACGAAAAUCAUCACAACUAUUAGCGAUCAUAUUAAAAAAAAAUUCGAUUUUUAUGUUAUAAAAAAUAAUGAUAUUAGUAAAAGUUUUGAUGGAAUUAUUGGAUUUGAUAUAUUAAAACAGUUCAACAUGGUUAUAUUUGAUACAAUAAAUAUGAAAAUUAAUUUAAUUGAUGACGAAAAUUGUAAUGAAUUACGAGAUAACAUUCAUAAAGAAAAAGAAAACAUGUAUGCAAUAUCAUUAAGAAAUUAUUCAAAUAAUUUAAAAUACUUUAUUGCAAACAUUAAUGAAUCUGAACCUCAUAAAUGUUUUAUAGACACAGGAAAUUCUAGAACAAUUAUUGUAAACAGUGAUAUAUUUCCAGAUAAGUAUAAUGAUGCAAAAUCUGUCGAAACUGUUGAAAAUAUAUUAAAUAAAAAAUUUAGUGUGGAAAAGGUUGACAUAAAAAAUUUUAACAUUAUCACAAAAAAUAAUAAAAUAGUUAAUGCAGAAUUAAAUAAUGUUUACAAAGGGAAUAUGGAAUAUUUAGAUAAAAAUGUUAUAUUAUUAGGGUUGGACUUUUUAAAAGAUAAAAAAUUAAUUUUUGAUUUAAAAAAUGGAAUUUUAUAUUUGGAAGGAAAAUCUAUGCAUAUAUCAUCAAAAGAGAGUACAUCAAUUGAUAUUUCCGAAAACAGCCAAAAUUUGGACGAUGUUGAAAUAAGUCGUAAAUGUAAAGAAAUUUAUGAACAGUUAAGAAAAAAAGAAAUAAAUUUUUUAAAAAUAACAAAUGAAUUAGAAAGUGAAAAUAUAUACAUAAAAGAUUGUAAAAAUACUGAUGAUGUAAUAAAAAAAUAUGCAAUUAAAUUGGUUUAUGGUCCAAGUGUGUUAAAAACUAAUGACAGAGAAACUAUUAAAAAAGAAUUUGAUAUUAGAUAUAAUGAAAUUACAGAAUUUUUUAAAAAGUUAAAUAAUGAACAAAAACAAAAUAUGUUAAAUGAUAUUGUAAAUAUUAUGAAGAGGAAUACUAAUAGCAAUUUUAUUGGUUAUGAACAUUUGGGAGAAGAAAAAGUUUCAAAACUUAUUGAGCAGUUUGUAAAUUAUGAAAUAAAUAAUAAUUCAUAUUCUUUACAUUUGUUUAAAUCUAAUAAUGUAAAUAAAAAAAAUGAAAAUGCUCUAAUUGAAGAAUAUAAUUUUUUAUAUAAUGUAUACACAUCCCAUCCUGAAUAUUCUUUUGAAAUUCUGAACGAUUUUAAAAAAGAAUUGACAAAGCAAAAGAUCAAUUUUAAAGAUUGUAAAGAUGAAACAGACUUAAUAAAAAAGGUAGCUGAAAUGAGAGUAUUUCUUAACGGGAAAAAUGGGGGGCAUGAUAAUAAAAAUAAAAAUCGAAGAAAUGUAAUUGUUAGAAAAUUUACAAAUGAUGAUAAUAAUGUGCAUACACAAAUAAUAAUACGGAGAAGUGGAUUAGAUUCAGAUAAUUAUGAUGACAAUAAUAAUUUAGAUAAUUUUUUUAAUGGUAAUAAAGAGGAUGGAGAAGGAUAUUCAUAUAACGGAAUGAAUAAUAAUUUAAAUGAUUUAUUUCCUAAUUCAUUGUUUUCAGGAAUAUUUAAAAAUUUUUUUGGAAAUAAUAACAAUGAUAGUGAAGAAAUAGAUAAUGAAAAUGAUGAUAAUCAACAUGAUCUUUUAUCUGAAUUAAAUAACUUUUUUGGAUUAGGUGCAAAUAUGGAUAAUAAUUUUUUAAAAAAAAAAAAAAAAAAAAAAAGUGUAAUUGGAUUUAAAACCAAUACACCACAAAACAAUAAUAAUAAAGAAGAAAAAACAGAUUCAAUAGAACAAGCAAUUAAAAAUGAAAAAGAUGUAGAUAUUAUAUUUCUUUUAAAUAAAGUACAAAAAUUAAAUGAUGACAAUUUAAAAAAUUUUAUACUCCAAUCCUUAAAAAAUGAUACUAUACGAAAUAUGCUUAUCGACGCAGUUAAAAAUGGUUAUCAAAAUAUAUAUGACAAAUGUAAGAAACAAAACGACAAUAAGAGUAUGUACCUACUUCAAAUGCUGAAACAAUCAGGAAUUUUUUGA
Molecule: messenger RNA, 2622 nt
Organism: Plasmodium berghei ANKA
Lineage: Eukaryota; Apicomplexa; Aconoidasida; Haemosporida; Plasmodiidae
Product: conserved protein, unknown function
Exons: 1
Coding region: 1-2622 (873 amino acids)
Source: RefSeq, a predicted model, not a curated record